AUGGGCAUUAAUCAUAGAUUCCUGCAACUGCUAGUUGCUGGUCCUCUUCUCUACAGCCUGGGACUUGCGCUGCAAGCCGAUAUUCGGGCGGACAGCAACCGGGAUGGCUACGUCGACCUCCAUGGUGAAAGUGACCUUUUGCAUAAACUUGAGUGGAACACUGAAGGUGCCCUCUUCAUGCCAAAUAUAAAAGAUUCUUGUCAUUAUUGCUAUUUGUGGUAUAUGGCUGGGCUGUUUUCGAGAUUUGAAGAUUUUGUCGCCUGCAACGAUGCCUCCGCUGAUCAGCUAUGGGAUACACGGUACUUGACUCCUUUAGCCACAUCUCCGGUCGAGAACAUAAGCCACGAUGCUUGGGGAACAGUUGAGGUCCACGAGGAAAUUGCGAGGAAGAACGUUCGGAUAUUCCAGGACGAUCAGACGUUGAUCACCAAUGACCAUCGAUUUUCUAGUGCGGAGCUUAGAAAAGGACUGAAUCUAGGAAUCGAUGCCCGUGACACACGAAGGCCCGGGGGAUGGGACGGGCGAGUCGAAGUCCACUUCAACAUUCAGGAUGGAAACGAACAUUCAGAUGAUUUCGUUCGCCUCCGCGUUGCACCCCUCCUUCUCUCCCAUUCUCUUCAACCGGUCAAAUUCCUUGAACUGGUCGACCUGCCGGAAACCACACCACCAAACAUCCCCCAGAUGUUACAGAAAUCUUUCAAUGAUCAGUUUGAAUCUAUCCUGAACAGCUCCAAUUCCAAGACCAUGCCGGAGAUCAGGCAUAUGCGUACCCGGGAUCAGGAUCAGUGGUACCGGGAUUUUGCGAGCUACGCAUAUAUCAGUAAACCAGGACCGAACGGUGGUUCGACUGUUUUACCAAUUGUUUUGCGCUCUUCCCAGGAGUCUAGGGAGGGGGGCAAAGUUGCAAUUGAAAGUACCCGUUCCUUCAAAGGUGCCGGCGCGAUCUAUAGUCCCGGCGGUACUAGGGAUGAAAUCAACUCGAUGGGCAACGUGAUGACCAUACCUCCCUAUCGAAUUGGCAGCAAGCAUUUCCCGGCAGGCCGCGUCAUUGUCGGAUCUCAUGGCUCCCAGAAUCCCCAUAUUCUCGGAUAUCUGCGGGCACAGGAGCUUCAGGACCCUCUCAUACUGGACUCGGAUUGGCUGGCCAUAGGCCACCUGGAUGAGUUUCUCCAGUUUGUACCCGUGCGUGAAGGGAAGAGUCUAUAUGGCUGGGCGCUCUUAAUUGCCGACCCCAACGCUGGCCUAGACAUUCUGACGAAAGCAUGUAACGACGGUCAUGGGAGCGCCUUGGUUUUUUCACGGGGAAACGAGAGCGAGCAGUGGAUGCGCGAUGGCCCCGUUCCAGGGUACUCUAUUGACGAGCUCUUGGGACAUCCAAACUUCACCCAGAGCAACCGGGAUUUUGCGAAGCGCAUAGAGAAGGUGCAGCUCCGCUUGAUGAAGGAGACCGGUCUCCGUGAAACCGACAUCUACAAGCUUCCCAUGCUAUUCCAAACGGGUAUCUGUUGGAAAGCAGACCGAGGUGUAUCGCCAGAGCGCAACUGCAGCACAAGCCAUGCUACGUCACUGCAUCCGGCGGUGGUAAAUGGUGUGCCCCUGGACCAAUCGCAUUUCGUGGCGCCCCAUCCAUGGGGUCCUGUCGUGGAAGGGGUGGACAUCCUGGAGAAAUCAAUUAAUGACACGUUCAGGGAUAUUGGAAUGAAUGGCGGCCAGGUGUAUUCCGGGACUAAUAGCUUUCACAACGCAACUCAACCAUGGUGGGGGACGUAG
This is a messenger RNA of Aspergillus campestris IBT 28561, 1770 nucleotides long. RefSeq names its product arginine deiminase type-3. Lineage: Eukaryota; Fungi; Ascomycota; Eurotiomycetes; Eurotiales; Aspergillaceae. The record is from RefSeq and is a predicted model, not a curated record. Bases 1 to 1770 code for a protein of 589 amino acids. Gene Ontology annotation, molecular function: protein-arginine deiminase activity; calcium ion binding. The transcript has 3 exons. Gene Ontology annotation, cellular component: cytoplasm.